GAGCCAGGCGGGCUCCCGCGCAGCAGGAGGUGUUGCGGAGCCCGGGUGCGUGGAGAGCGCCAAGCAGGAGAGAGAAAGCGAGGGAGGUGAGCGCGCCGGGCCGCGGUACGUGCUGCGCUCAGGGCCACAGGCUCGCGUAGCGAAGCCCGAAGGGGCCGGGCGUUGUUCUGGGGAACCUGCUGCCACCCAGGCGCGCACAGAACCAACCACAGAGUCUGGAGGUCGGAAGUAGCCCUGAUUGCGGGGCAAGCUUGCGGUCCGGGGUCCCCCAGGAAGCGCGGAGCCAGAACGCAGAGCCCGGGAUCUGGAGAUUGGAAAGCGGAGCCGGGAGCCGGAGGCUGGUCGCAAGCCCCUGCGCUCCGGGGCGGCGUCCCGAUUGCGCGCUCGUGGCUGGACGGCGCGCCCACCUUGGCUUCCCCGACCUCUCCUCCCGUGCCUCCUCGUCUGCCCCUGGCGGGACUUCCACCUGUGAAAGCGCAGGACAAAGCCCCAGAGCCUGCGCCCACCAUGCGCCUCAACAGCUCCACGCCGCCGGGCGCCCCUAGCACGCCGGGCACCGAGCCCUUCCAGCGGCUGCAGUCGGGGCUGGAGGCGGUGCUCCUGGCCCUGGGCUUGGGCAAUGGAUCUGGGAACGCGUCUGAGCCCGUCCUGGCAGCGCCCAGCAGCGACCUGGAUGUGAACACUGACAUCUACUCCAAGGUGCUGGUGACCGCCGUGUACCUAGCGCUCUUUGUGGUGGGCACUGUGGGCAACUCAGUGACAGCGUUCACUCUAGCUCGGAAAAAGUCACUGCAGAGCCUGCAGAGCACGGUGCACUACCACCUGGGCAGCCUGGCGCUGUCUGACCUGCUCAUCCUGCUGCUGGCCAUGCCUGUGGAGCUGUACAAUUUCAUCUGGGUGCACCACCCCUGGGCUUUCGGGGAUGCAGGCUGCCGUGGCUACUACUUCCUGCGUGACACUUGCACCUAUGCCACUGCACUCAAUGUGGCCAGCCUGAGCGUGGAACGCUACCUGGCCAUCUGCCACCCCUUCAAGGCCAAGACUCUCAUGUCCCGGAGCCGCACCAAGAAGUUCAUCAGUGCCAUCUGGCUGGCCUCGGGGCUGCUGGCUGUGCCUAUGCUCUUCACCAUGGGUCAACAGAACCGCAGUGCUGAUGGCCAGCACCCUGGUGGCCUGGUAUGCACACCCAUCGUGGACACCGGUACUGUCAAGGUCGUCAUCCAGGUUAACACCUUCAUGUCCUUCAUCUUCCCCAUGGUGGUCAUCUCGGUCCUAAACACCAUCAUCGCGAACAAGUUGACAGUUAUGGUGCGGCAGGCCGCUGAGCAGGGCCGGGUGUGCACUGUGGGUGCACAGCACAGCACGUUCAGCAUGUCCAUCGAGCCUGGCCGUGUUCAGGCCCUCCGCCAUGGUGUCCUUGUCUUACGUGCUGUGGUCAUUGCCUUCGUGGUAUGCUGGCUGCCUUACCAUAUGCGGCGCCUCAUGUUCUGCUACCUAUCAGACGAGCAGUGGACCCCGUUCCUCUAUGACUUCUACCACUACUUCUACAUGCUGACCAAUGCUCUCUUCUACAUCAGCUCUGCCAUCAACCCCAUCCUCUACAACCUGGUCUCUGCCAACUUCCGUCAGGUCUUCCUAUCCACACUGGCCUGCCUCUGCCCUGGGUGGCGGCGUCGGAAGAAGAGGCGGACGUUCUCCCGGAAGCCCAACAGCAUGACCAGCAACCAUGCCUUCUCCAGCAGCGCCACCCGGGACACCCUGUACUAGCCCCUGAGGCGGCCAGGGAGGCCUCCCCUACACUCAGGGCCUCACCCCUCCCAAACCUCCAUGGGGAUGGCCAACGGCCAGCCUGGACCAUGUGGGUGAGGCCAGGGCCCUUAGCCCAGAGGCCCGUUUUCUUCCAGUUUCUCUUCCCUCCCUCCCCUGCCCCUCCUCUCCAAUCCUCCAUCUCCCUCCACUUCCCUCCUCUACCCUCUCCUCCCCUUUAAAAGCCAGAACAGAGGCUGUUUCUUUCCUAGACCCCAAAAAGGCCUUUAUCAAGGAGAAAUUAGUGCUCAGCAAGGAUAGCCUCCUUUGUUCCCAGACUAAUGGAUGUUUAGAAAGAAAGAAAUGAAAGGAUUGUGUUGGGGCUGGGCCCUGGGCAGAUGGACUGUUGUUAUCCUAACAGCACCUUGAAGCCCCACCAGCUGGUCCAGACAGUGACUAAGGACAGGCCUGGGCACAGGGGCACAGGCUCAAUCCCAGCUCUUCCUGCCUCUACUCUAGCCCUGGUCCAGCAGACACUGUGGCUCCCUCUGGGCCUCAUAUCCAGACCCUUCUGUGGCAGACUGACACACUCCCUCUCCUAGGGUGGUCCAAAGAAACCCCCAGCAUCCUUAAGGUCCAGAGCCUCCAAGCUGAAAGAUGGAGGGAUCCGUGUCCCCUGUCUCCAUCCUGCACAUAUAUGGUCCACAGAAGAGAUCCAAGCUCCCACGUGCCCAGAAAGGACAAAAAGAGGCUGGUCUAGAGCUGCUCAGACCCUCCAUUUUAGGUCUGUCCUCACCCAGGCCAAGCCUCAGAUGACCCCGCAGGCACUGGGAAUUUGCCUCUUGGGUUUGCAGAGGGAUAGCAGAUCAAGGGGCCUGGCCUCCCCUGCCCAGGUGACCUUGGUGGAGACAUGCAUACUCCUCCUGUGUUUCUUAUACAGCUGUACAGAUUAAGGUCUACCAGCUACACAGUGUUGGCUUCAAGGUGGGACCCCUAAGAAGGGGCACAUGGACCAGGGGAGACAAUGCCAGCUUCUCACCAAGAUGCCAGUGUCUGAGACUGAAGGUAAGGAGGGGCCAAGCAUCCUGGCACCAGCUGGCUAGCAGCUCUGGGCUGAGACACAGGUCCAUUUGUUACCAGCUGCCAGGCAGCCAUCCUGGCCCAGGUUACAGGCGCCUAGAACGGCAGGCGCCCUUCAUCUCUGGGAGCUGUCUCCAAACAGGACAAGAUCAGCCAGUCUCCUGUCAAGAAAGCUGCCCGAGUCCUGGGCGACGGUCCUAGGAUGCUCCAAACUAAGAGAGUGGGAGUAGCAGGGGGGCCGGAAAGCCAAGCUCAGCCUUUGGCAAAAGAGGUUUUGCUAUCUUGGUCCUCAUUAUCUGAGAGAGAAAUGGAUAGACAUGGCCAUUGGCAUGUGAGGACAGUUUUACCCUGGGACAGGAAGAGACCCAGUCCUGACACAGGGCCAGCUUCUGCUUCCUCUGAGCUAUAAAAGAAUGGAUUGAGAGCCAGAAGAUCUGCGGCCACCCAGAUCUAGCCUCUCUGCUGCUUGACUCCCACAGAACCCCACUACCAGUCACAUGGCCCUUCAGUGUGAGAAGGGCAGGGCCUGAGUGAGUCAGGCCUCCAGCUGACACCAAGGAGAUGAGACCACCAGAGAACUCCCCACAUGAGAGCUCCUUUCAGUCCUGUGGAGCCACUCCACCCAGAUGUGGAUCUCAGACCGAGGGAUUCUGCAUGAGGACUUGGCCUUGGGCUCAGGCCAGGCAGCCCAGCCCCCAGUUAGGUUCAGGGACCUUAGGCAGGUCAUUUAUCUGAGCCUUCGCUGCCUUAUUUCAGUGGACUAGGACUGUCCUGAAGGACUCAGCCUAGAGUAGACAGAAAAGAGAUACCUUGAGAUAAGAAGAAGAGCUGACACCCUGUCAUACAGUCCUCCAGAGAUGAUGUGGCCCAGUUCUAAGGGGGAGAUUGGUUCUAAAGGGAGGUCCGAGCUGUCAUCAAAAGCCCUCACUGUGGUCUUCAGCCUCGUGCCUGUGUGCUCACUGUAGAUAGGGACACACACUCACGGACCACCAGGCAUACCUGCCACCCUGAUUGGGAACUCUUAGUUCUGGCUCAGAUCUGGAAGUAAAUCUAGAGGCUGGCCUGGGGAUCCUGGGCAUGUCCAGCCACAAGUCUAGAGUUCCACAGGCCCAGCAGUGUGAUGAAGAGGUGGGUCAUGUGCCCUCAAACAUCCAUCAGAAAGCCUGCACCUCACCACACCACAAUCAAAGAGCACCCUCCCCUUUCUCUCUCAAUAAAGGAUACUGUGGACACCCAGCUUGAAUCCUUAGUGUUUGUGCACAUCUAUUGGUUUGCUCAGUCCUUCACCGAGGCAGGACCCAUGCAGCAGACCAGCUUCUAUCUGCCUCUUACCAAGUUCUGGGUGUCAGACACAUCUCUCAGAGCCUGGGGGGCCCUGCCCACCUCCCCACCCACCUUUCUAGUGAGUCAAGAGCCUCUGCCCUCCCUCCCCACCUGCU
Nannospalax galili (Upper Galilee mountains blind mole rat) is the source of this 4265-nucleotide messenger RNA. It is a transcript of the gene Ntsr1, whose product is annotated as neurotensin receptor 1. The transcript is spliced from 4 exons. Gene Ontology annotation, molecular function: G protein-coupled neurotensin receptor activity. Bases 508 to 1767 code for a protein of 419 amino acids. Gene Ontology annotation, biological process: neuropeptide signaling pathway. Lineage: Eukaryota; Metazoa; Chordata; Mammalia; Rodentia; Spalacidae. The record is from RefSeq and is a predicted model, not a curated record. Gene Ontology annotation, cellular component: plasma membrane.